GUGUCCUUACUACUAAGAAACUUCAGCUGCACAGAUGUUAGAGAUUACCAUUGUCAGGUCACCAGUGGAGACAGAACAGAAGAGAAAACAAUAGGAGUGUGGAUGCAACCUGAAGUCCAACCUGUGAGUGAGUCAUCAGCAGUUCAAGGCCAAAUUGUUCAGCUGAUGCUGUCUGAGAGACAGACAGAUACAAUGGAGGAGUUGGCAGAGUAUCAUGGGCCCAUUGAUAAAAGCAGGGCAGAGGAGAUCUUGAAUGUGGCAGGCAGCAAUGGCAGCUAUCUGAUCAGAGACAGCAUGAGCUCACCGGGGUCUUACUGCGUCUGUGUGCUGUGUGACGGGUGGGUGUUCACCUACAGAGUAUUCAAACAAAAGGAUGGCUUCUGGACAAUGGAGACGGCUCCUGGGAUGAAGCAAAGACUCUUUAGGAAAGUCAAUAGCCUCAUUGCUGCCUUUAAAAUCCCAGACCAAGGCAUCUCGUUUCCUCUUCUCCAUCCUGUAAAAAAACCCUAAACAUAAACAACCUGAAAACUGUUCCUACAUUUUGUAAAUGUAUGAAAAUGUAUUUUUGUAUAUUUUUCUAAGUAACAAAUACUCUUAAGUAUACAGCAUACUUGUUUACCUGCUUUUUGGGGGAUGGGGUGGCACUAAACCCAAGGGUAAAUUGUAUUAUAUUGAUGUUAAUUUAAAUUAAAGUGUUCUAAAUUCUAAAAAUAUAUUAAAAUAUUAUAUAUUAUUACACAAAUAUUACGUUUAUCAGGAAGAAAAUCUCUCUGUGUUCUUUCCCAGACUGAGUAACAUUUUUGUUUCUUUGUUAUUAUUAAAUAAAUUCCUGAAUGGAUUUAGUUUCCAGAGGCAUUAAUAUUAUUAUUUUUACCUGCAUUAGGGCAUACUUUUGUCAACCAUAUUAAACACACAUUGUGUCAAAACACACAUAUACAUCAAAUACUUCAAUUAAUUGAAUCAGUUACUUGAAAUACAUUCUCAGUCUGAACAAUUGUAGCUGUUAUCUUUAUAAUCAACUCAAAUAAAAAAAGUAGCUGUAAAUACUGCACAAGAUAUAACACAAUAAAUCCUCUUCUAGAUUAUAUUUUACAUAAUGACUCCUGUUACAUUAUAGAGCUUACAUUUUGGAAUUGUUGGAAGUGUUGUCCCUUCGCUUAGUGCUUUCCGAGGUGAUAUUAAUUAAUUAAUUUUUCAUUAAAAACACCACAUUCUAGCAACACAUUAAAUUAAUUCACCUCUUAGACAGCGAUUACAGAUAUCUGACAGCUACAGGUCACUACAGUGUCUGCAAAAAUAUUAAACCCUGGACAGGCCUAGAAUAAAAUUAAAUGUAAAUAUAAAAAAUAUAUAUUAGAUGUUAGAUAACAGGUAAGUAAAUAAAAAUGGAAGAAUUCACAUGAGCAUUUUAUACCACAACAUUUUAAAUAUCUGGCCAUUUCUGUGACUUUUGGUAGCAUUGUUGCUUUAAGCCCUGAAUUAGAUUUCUGACCCUGACUGCCAUCUUGUUUCAGUACAGCAAUAUGACACUGAUUGGGAACUCAUGACAGCUCAUUUCCUCUUAAGAGGUAUCUGAUAACCACACAGAGUUUCCGUCUUAAAACUAGUAUACUUCAUUAUAUCUGCCUAAGCAUAUGUGUACUUCUGGAAACUGAACAGCAAAUGAACCUUCCUUGUGUUUACGUUUUCUAAGCCAUAGACUAUACAUUUUGAUUAGUGUUAGAAUUCCUGUAAUAUCAUGCUAAUGUUAAAAACAAUCAAAUUGGUUAGAUUUUAAAUUAUGAAUUGUGUAAUGAAAUUCAAUGCAUUUUCAAUGUAAAAAAAAUAAAUGUAACAAAAUGUGAACAAAUAACUAAGUUCAGGCAUGAAACUCUGCAGCAUGUCUGGUGUUUUUUCCAACUGUGCAGCAUUAGCAUGCCCACAUGCUGAACUCAAUGUCAGUGUAUGUUCUAACAGUAGCAAGUCUCCAAUCUAUUCUGCCAAGACCAAUAUCCUAUCAACAUGUCAU
Messenger RNA from Myxocyprinus asiaticus (Chinese sucker), 2008 nucleotides. RefSeq names its product SH2 domain-containing protein 1A-like. The record is from RefSeq and is a predicted model, not a curated record. The coding region runs from base 103 to 510 and encodes 135 amino acids. The transcript has 5 exons. NCBI's taxonomy places the organism in Eukaryota, Metazoa, Chordata, Actinopteri, Cypriniformes, Catostomidae.